Messenger RNA from Populus trichocarpa (black cottonwood), 1581 nucleotides. Its product is annotated as homeobox protein knotted-1-like LET12. Gene Ontology annotation, molecular function: DNA binding. NCBI's taxonomy places the organism in Eukaryota, Viridiplantae, Streptophyta, Magnoliopsida, Malpighiales, Salicaceae. The record is from RefSeq and is a predicted model, not a curated record. The transcript has 5 exons. Bases 125 to 1129 code for a protein of 334 amino acids. Gene Ontology annotation, cellular component: nucleus. Gene Ontology annotation, biological process: regulation of DNA-templated transcription.
AUGCUUUCACUCCACUUCAUGUCCUCCUUCCAUCAAAAAACACACACACCCACUUUUCUUUCUUUCCCACAUCUCCCUCUCCCUGUCUCUCUUGUCUUCGUGUUGAAAUGAAAACCCACUUCUAAUGGCUUUUGAAGACCACCACCAUAUACCACAAGAAAUGGCUUUUCAGCUACAACACCACCACCUCUCAGCCUCGUCUUCCACCGGUCCCCCAUGGCUAAGCAACGCGGUCCUCCGUAGGAACGGCGACUUUAUAACCAUCGAAAAAACCGAAAACACCACCAACAAUGGAAGUGAAGAGGAGUUGGUAGAUUCUGUUAGUGAUAACUGGGAGAGAGCUAAAUGCAAAGCUGAGAUAUUAGGGCAUCCUUUUUAUGAACAAUUAUUGGCUGCACACGUGGCUUGUUUAAGGAUUGCAACGCCAGUUGACCAGUUGGCUAGGAUUGAUACACAGUUGGCUCGGUCUCAAGAUGUUAUUGCUAAGUAUUCUGGUGUUGGUUGUGGCCAUGUUGUUGACGAGAAAGAACUUGAUCAGUUCAUGACACAUUACGCUCUACUUCUCUGUUCCUUCAAAGACCAAUUGCAGCAACAUGUCCGUGUUCAUGCUAUGGAGGCAGUAAUGGCUUGCUGGGAACUUGAACAAUCUCUACAAAGUUUGACUGGCGUAUCUCCUGGGGAAGGCACUGGUGCAACUAUGUCUGAUGACGAAGAUGACCAGGCAGAAAGUGAUACCAACUUUAAUGAUGGAAACCUUGAUGGGUUGGAUACCAUGGGAUUUGGUCCUCUAGUCCCCACUGAAACUGAGAGGUCCUUGAUGGAGCGUGUAAGGCAAGAAUUGAAGCACGAGUUCAAACAGGAUUACAAAGAGAAAAUUGUGGACAUUAGAGAGGAAAUUUUACGUAAGAGAAGAGCAGGGAAACUGCCAGGUGAUACCACGUCCCACUUAAAAGCUUGGUGGCAAACACAUUCCAAGUGGCCGUACCCAUCUGAGGAGGACAAAGCAAGAUUGGUGCAGGAAACUGGGUUGCAGUUAAAGCAGAUAAAUAAUUGGUUCAUAAACCAAAGGAAAAGGAACUGGCACAGCAGCCCUUCAGGAUCUACCUCGAAGAGCAAACGAAAGAAGUAAGCUGACUAUUAUAUGUUUCUCUGUGAACAUUGGCUUCUUCAAGAACAUAAAGCAUUGCAUAUAAAUGGAAAGACUUGAAGGUAGACUGCUUGCUAUUGUUGCCUUCGUGUACAUACCUGGGAAGAGCAUCAGAACACAUUUGGGGCCAUUGGAAUCAACAAGAAUUAAGGGUAGAUAUAUUCUGUUUGGAUAUGCUCAUACUGGAAAGCUCAUCUUUUCUUUGAAAGUGGGUGCUAUUCAAUAUGUAGAGAUGGGCUAAACUCAUUUUCCAGUUGAGAAGUGUGCUAUGAUGGCAUACUGCUACAAUAGAUGUCCUAGUUUAUAAACAUAUGAGAUUGGAAGUGUCAGUUUGGAUAGCUUCCUUCUGUGCCAUGGGCCUGUAAUUUUGCAAUUAUUGGUUUAUGUUCAAUAUUUGUGAUAAGGUAAUGUAAUUAUAUCCUUUUCAGUGUACA